Messenger RNA from Anguilla rostrata (American eel), 2304 nucleotides. RefSeq names its product cAMP responsive element binding protein 5a (gene creb5a). Lineage: Eukaryota; Metazoa; Chordata; Actinopteri; Anguilliformes; Anguillidae. Gene Ontology annotation, biological process: regulation of transcription by RNA polymerase II. The record is from RefSeq and is a predicted model, not a curated record. Gene Ontology annotation, molecular function: cAMP response element binding; DNA-binding transcription factor activity, RNA polymerase II-specific. The coding region runs from base 158 to 1531 and encodes 457 amino acids. The transcript has 11 exons.
GCGAUGAUUUAGAAGUUCAGGAAUCCCACGUGACGUCACCGUAGGGUGAUGUAAUGCUUCUGCAAAUAGAACUCAUUGUAAUCCUCUCUCAGUACAACGUGAUUCGCUCUGCAGGACAGCCGAUUCUUCUCUACAGUUCGCUGAAGCCUAGCUGGACAUGAACACAGAAAGGGACCGGCCAUAUGCCUGCAGUGCUCCUGGCUGCACACAGCGCUUUCCCACUGAAGAUCACCUGAUGAUCCACAGGCACAAGCAUGAGAUGAGCCUGAAGCUCCCGUCCAUUAAAAAGGACAGCAUCCUGUCAGACCAGACUCCUACUCCCACUCGCUUCCUGAGGAGCUGUGAGGAGGUGGGCCUGUUCAGGGAGCUGGACUGCUGCCCUCAAACCGAGGAGGACACCAAGCAGAGGUCUGCGGACCACAGUCAGAACCAAGAACACACAAGUAACCAUAACAACAGUUCCGCCCAACAACAGGCCCCACCCUCCACUAAAGCCACCUCCAUCCUCGCCCAGGACACGACCACCACUGAGCAAUUAGGGCCUGUGUCUGGCUUACUCUCCUGUAUGCUGUACCUCCGGGCUCAACAGAGACACCCUCAACCAGCUUCCAAGCCUGACUCCGCCCAGCCAGACCCCGCCCAGCCUGACCCCACCCUUCCUGACUCCACCCUCCCCAGUUCAGCAUCAGUGAACUUGUCUCAGAUAGAGAGCCAUGGAUUGUCCCUGGGUUCCAGUUUGAUUAGCUCCACCCACCACAGCACUUGCUCCUCCCCCCAGUUUCCCUCUGUGCCCUCUGAGGCCAGGCAGAGGCUGAAGGCUGCGCUCAGACACCACUCGGGUUCCGUUACCAACGGCAACAUUAACACUAUGGGUCACAUGAUGGAGAUGACUUCACCACAGCAGGAGCAGAGGGGUCGGCAGCACCUGGCCCACACCUACCAGCAAAAUGGCCACACCCACAGCCAGAGCCUCGGCCAGAGCCACGCCCACGACCAGAGCGGGUACACUCAGCUGCAGAGCCUCGUCAACCAGCGCCACCCCGCGCUGCCCCUCCAGACCUCUCCACAGGUGUCAGCAGGUGCAGAGUCGGCGCAGGCAGGUGGGGGGCGGCGCAGGCGGGGGAGGGGGAGCGACCCGGACGAGAGGCGGCAGAAGUUUCUGGAAAGGAACCGAGCGGCGGCCUCUCGCUGUAGGCAGAAGAGGAAGGUGUGGGUGACCUCACUGGAGAGGAAGGCCGAGGAGCUGGGCCACAGCAACCUGCAGCUACAGAGUGAGGUGACUCUGUUGAAGACAGAGGUCACACAGCUGAAGGAGCUGCUGCUGGCCCAUAGAGACUGUCCCGUCACCACCAGGCAGAAAGAGGCUCAGAGGUACCCCAGUGCAGAGAGCAGCCCAGCAGGUAGAGCUGCCCCCUCCUGUUCCCAGCAGCAGGUGCUCCAGCACAACAGCAUCAGCACCUCCACUGCAGCAGGGGGCGACGGUGUGCACGCUCCGCCUCAUCCACACACUGCCCUGAACCCCGUGCUGUAGAGACUGCCCCCUGACCUCUGCCCUCCCGCUCCCGCCUGCCCGUUUCUGUCUCAUGUAAGGUUCUUCAUUAAAAUGGGUGGAGUCUUAUGUUACUCCCGUCCUUAUGAUUGGUCAGAUAUAGACCAGUGUGACUGAACCAUGCAGUCUGUCACACGUGCAUCACUUCCUGUGUGUGUGCGUAGGAUCACAAUGUUCUUGCAUUCCUGGUCUGCGUUUGGUCCUGAGAUGUGACUGACGCAACUCUUCUGUAAUUAGUCUGUGCAGAUGGGGUGAGGUAGAUCCACAGGUUGAUCAUUUAUAUGUCACUCGUUCAGAGAAAAAAAAUACAGCAAUCUAACAGCAAUUUGCUUGUAAAAUCACCUUAACCCUAUUUUACUGGAUGUGAUGUAACAGUGUUCAUUAUGACAUCAUCGGUGAGCUGAGAAUUGCACCCUUUUGAUCUUGACUGGAAACGUGUGUGCAGAAGUGCGUGUGCUUGUACAAAAAGUGCAAUGAAAGUGUAGAAAUGAGUAUAUCGAAAUGUGUCAUUUAAAAAAUGAAAUGUAAUAAUGUACAGAAUUUCCUGAUUUUUGUAAUCUUCUAUAUGCAUCAUUUCUUUUGAGAGGAGAACUGCACUUAUCAUGAAUUUAAAAUGUUUUAAAUGAAUCAGUAUUGAUGAAUUUCUCUAAUGAUUCGUUGAUCAUUUGCAUUCAAUUUGUUUUGUUUUUUUGCAGAUGCUAAAUAUAACUGCAGCUUCUGUAUUCAAUAAAGCACUUCUAUAACCACAUGCUUUA